Molecule: messenger RNA, 2151 nt
Organism: Saccostrea cuccullata (small rock oyster)
Lineage: Eukaryota; Metazoa; Mollusca; Bivalvia; Ostreida; Ostreidae
Product: bifunctional coenzyme A synthase-like
Exons: 10
Coding region: 221-1807 (528 amino acids)
Biological process (GO): coenzyme A biosynthetic process
Molecular function (GO): ATP binding; dephospho-CoA kinase activity
Source: RefSeq, a predicted model, not a curated record
UUCAAAGUUCGCAAUCUUUGUACUUCCCGAGACCAAUAUUUAUUUUUCACGGAAUCAGGCGAAUGUCAUCGAAAAAAAUAAGUUCUGUUUUGUGUGCAAGGACAUAAGGAUAUAUUCCAAGUUAUUUUUCACGCUAUGCUGUAAUUUGCAUGUCAGUUUGAUACUUUUGACUGUGACAGUGAACACAAGACCGUUGGAAGAGUAGAUUAAUUACAGAAUCAUGUUUGAGUCGGGGCUUUUAAUUUUGACACGUCCAGUUCCGAUACUAAGAAAAAAUGUACAGGACAUACUCUCACGGGCAGCAAAAAUAAUCUCAAGUACAUUGUACGUACAUAUCCAACCUAAUCUAUCCACGAAACUGGAACCUGACCCAGCCAGACUUCAGUUUGUUCCUCCUGACAGAAACCUCCGCUUGCUGAUGACGGACAUCUAUUCCUCUAGUGCAUCAGUGUGUGGAAACAUGGACAUUUAUGUAUUGCUGGGAAAUAUAACCAACCAUCAAAGCCCGAUGACAAAGUGUCGCUAUAAUCUUAGAUCCAAAUUAGAAGUUGUUCUCUUGGACAAUAGUGAUCAAUUUACAGCGAAUGAACAGUAUUUUUAUAAGUUUUUCCAGAACACCUUUCAAACAUCUAACAACGACAUUAAAUUUCAAUGUAUUAGUGACAUAGAUUUCACACAGGAAAUGAAUUCUGAGGAGAAUUCACACAUACAGACAUACAGACAGGUGGUUCUAGGUGGUACCUUUGAUCGUUUACAUGUUGGACACAAGAUUCUCCUGGGGGAGGGGUGUUUACUGGCAGACGAGAGAUUAACAGUGGGGGUCACAACGGGAGAAAUGAAUCUUAAAAAAUCUCUACCAGAGUUUAUCCAGCCCACCACAGAAAGAAUCAACUCUGUGGUGCACUUUAUCGAGACAGUGAAACCACAGAUCAGUCACCACGUGGUGCCCAUCUCGGACAUGUUUGGCCCCACCAUCACUGACCCAGAUUUACAGUGUAUCAUUGUCAGUGCUGAGACGGCAAGAGGGGGCGAGAUAGUGAACCAAGAAAGACAGAAAAAGGGUUUUCAACAGCUAGAUGUGGAACAGAUUCAUGAUGGUCAAUCCAGCUCAUCAUCGCUACGGAAACGGUUACUGGGAACAGUGAUUAAUCCAGUUAAGGAGAACAGGAACAUUCCGACUUCUCCCUACGUUCUGGGUGUGACGGGGGGUAUAGCUAGUGGGAAGUCAGCCAUUUGUAAACGACUAGAGAAGCUGGGUGCAGCUACAGUGGACUGUGAUAAACUAGGUCAUCAGGCCUAUGUAAAAGGCACUCCUGGUUACGAUAAAGUUGUCAGUACUUUUGGUACUGGGAUUCUUGGGGAGGAUGGGGAGGUAAACAGAAGAGCCCUGGGAGCCAUUGUUUUCAGUGAUGAGGCAAAAAUGCAAACCCUAAAUGGAAUUGUUUGGCCAGAGAUUGCCAGGAUGGCCACGGAGGAGAUCAGGCAGUAUGGCAAAGAGGGUAAGACAAUCGUGGUAUUAGAGGCAGCCAUUCUACUUAAGGCAGGCUGGGAGACCAUGUGUCAUGAAGUUUGGGGGUGUGUCAUUCCUUUGGCAGAGGCCGUCAAGAGACUGGAGGACAGGAAUCACUUAUCUGAGGAGGAAGCUGUGAAAAGAAUAAAACUGGGAGUGACUAACGAGGAACUCGUCAACAGGUGUAAUGUCAUCCUGUGUUCACAGUGGGAAUACGAGUACACUCAACAACAGGUUGAGAAAGCCUGGCACCUUCUUCAGGAGAGACUCCCAUCCUCUGUCAAGUCUCAGUACUGAAGUCAUUCCACUGAUGGGCAACAUUAAAAAACAAUUUUUUAAAAAAAAUUUCUUCUGACAAUAAAGGAAACCAACUUUUACGCGCAAGCAACUACACAUGUAUGUCCGCCAGUUUUAAGAAUUUUUUUCAGUCAUUGCUGGAUUUCAAACUGAAGAAUCCCAAAUGAAAGAUGUCAAAAAUAAUUAUAGUUGGUUUUCAAUAUAUAUAAAUGAUAUAAUUUCCAUAAAUUUUAAAUCAGAAUGGACAGAUACUAGCCAAAUAAGAUUUGGUGAGGAAAUAUAGUUAGAUGAUCAUAUAAUGAAAUUAAGGCAGUAUUUUUAUACUUUUGUAUGUUGUGAAAUUG